This is a messenger RNA of Penicillium mononematosum, 1368 nucleotides long. Its product is annotated as GDP-Man:Man(1)GlcNAc(2)-PP-dolichol alpha-1,3-mannosyltransferase. Gene Ontology annotation, molecular function: GDP-Man:Man(1)GlcNAc(2)-PP-Dol alpha-1,3-mannosyltransferase activity; alpha-1,3-mannosyltransferase activity. The coding region runs from base 1 to 1368 and encodes 455 amino acids. The transcript has 3 exons. Lineage: Eukaryota; Fungi; Ascomycota; Eurotiomycetes; Eurotiales; Aspergillaceae. The record is from RefSeq and is a predicted model, not a curated record.
AUGGGCCUCCAACGGUCCAAUGUGACAAUAAUCCACCCGGAUCUGGGUAUCGGAGGUGCCGAGCGGCUAAUAAUCGACGUCGCCCUAGCCCUUCAGAACCGAGGCCACAGCGUAACGAUCUACACCUCCCACCGCGAUAAGGCGCACUGCUUCGACGAGGCGCGCGAUGGCACGCUGGACGUCCGCGUGCGCGGAAACACCCUCUUCCCCGCCCAUGUCUGCGGCCGACUUCACAUCCUCAUGGCUGCGCUGCGCCAGCUACAUCUUACCGUGUCUCUACUAGGUGAGCUUGGGACAAGGGGGACAGCUACUACAACCGCCGAGGAGGACCGAGACGAUAUCUUCAUUGUGGACCAGUUGCCGGCCUGCGUGCCAUUUUUGAAGUCGUUCGCCCGCCCGCGCCAUUCCCGACAGCAGCGCAUUCUGUUCUAUUGUCAUUUCCCGGAUCAAUUGCUCGCCCGCCGAGAUGAGGGGCGCGCGUCGGAUCGGGUUGUUGCGAACUCUAAGUUCUCCCGCGGGGUUGUGCGAGAUGUCUUUGGCUCAGACCGGUUGGGUGAUGUGGAGGUGGUCUAUCCGUGUGUCGAUAUGGAUUCCGGGGUAUCGGUGCCUGAGAAAGUGGAUGAGGACCCCCUCUGGGGUGGGAAGAAGAUCCUGCUCAGCAUCAAUCGCUUCGAGCGUAAGAAGGAUAUGGCGUUGGCGAUUCGCGCUUAUAAUGGACUAGGAGCGGAGAAGAGGAAAGGGACGCGGCUGGUGAUUGCUGGCGGUUACGACAAUCGUGUCCACGAGAAUGUUCACUACCACCAAGAGCUGGAUGAGCUCGCGACCAGUCUCGGGUUGAAAACCGCAACCUCCAAGACAGUCGUAUCUGCACUUUCAAUCCCCGACGACAUUGAUGUCCUCUUCCUUCUUUCUGUUCCAACCGCAUUCAAAAAUACCCUUUUGGCGCAAUCGAAGCUCCUUCUCUACACACCGAUCAACGAACACUUUGGUAUUGUGCCCGUUGAAGCAAUGCGCGUUGGUCUCCCGGUACUAGCAUCUAAUACUGGUGGUCCACUGGAGACGAUUGUCGAGGGCGAAACGGGCUGGCUCCGGGACGCUCACGCAGAUGAAGAGUGGACUGCUGUAAUGGACAAGGUACUAUACGGAUUGAGUCAGGAGGAUCUUCAACGCAUGGCUCUUGCUGGCAAGAACAGGGCGCAGCAGGAAUUCUCGCUCACUGCUAUGGGCGAUAGGCUAGAAGAGGAGAUCUCUACCAUGCUUAAAGGUGGAAGAAGGCCAUUCAAUGGGUGGCAGCAGGUCUUUGUCAUUCUCAGUCUGGUUGGGGCUGUUCUUGCAGUGAUGGCUGCAGUUUUACUUCGAGCGCUAUAA